AUGACCACGCCUUCAUCAAGCCACAAGACUCGAUGCGUCAUCAUAGGCGCCGGAGUAUCUGGCAUUCUCAUGGGUAAGACUCGUCAAGAGUGUCACCAGCGUGGAGCCCCGAAUCAUGUUGAGCAACUGACAAGACGAGCAGCCUAUAAGCUACGGCAUCACUUGCAGGAUUUCGUCGAGCUCCAGAUAUUCGAGAAGAAUGCCGACCUGGGAGGAACUUGGUACGAGAACAGAUAUCCAGGCUGCGCAUGCGACGUCCCGAGCCACUGCUACCAAUACGCCUUUGCGCCAAAUCCCUCGUGGUCCAAAUUAUACUCUUCGUCAGAGGAGAUUCACGGCUAUCUCAAAAAGGUAGCCAAGCACUUCGACUUGGAACAAUACAUCCGGUACAGCACGACAGUCGUCUCGGCCACGUGGAACGAGACCACCAACACAUGGGCGGUGGGCAUCAACGACGAGACGACGAUCCAGUGCGAGAUAUUGAUCAACGCCGCCGGCAUCCUGCAUCGCCCUCAGCUGCCCGACAUCAAGGGGCUGGAAACCUUUGCCGGCGACCUGGUGCACACUGCCGCGUGGGACUCGCGGCUAGACCUGCGUGGCAAAAGGGUCGCUCUCAUCGGAUCAGGCUCCAGCGGCAUCCAGAUUCUCCCUCAGCUCCAGCCGACAUGCAGCUCGAUACGGGUAUACAUCCGCACGCCCGGCUGGAUCGCGCCGCCCAUGGCCGAUGCCGACUCGGAAUCCCCCAACCGCGACUACACGACGGGCGAAAAGGCCCUGUUCAGACAAGACGCCCGGGGAUAUGCCCGGAUGCGCAAGGAAAUCAACUCCAACCUGAACGGCAUGUUCAAGGUUCUCCUCAAGGCCUCCCCCGAGCAGCAGAGCAUUCGGGACGCGCUCGAGACGCGGAUGCGGUCUCUUAUACGGGACGACGCCCUGCGGCAUCACCUCGUCCCCAAGUUCGAGGUGGGCUGCCGGCGCGUGAACCCUUGCGAGCAGUUCCUCUACAGCGUGCAGGAGAAGAACGUCACGGCGGUGUUUAGUCCGAUUGACGAGGUGACGCCUCGGGGCCUUGUUUCCGGCGGAAUCGAGCACCAGGUGGAUGUGAUUGUCGCGGCCACCGGGUUCGACAACAGCUUCAAGCCGCAAUUCCCCGUGCUAGGUCGUGACGGAGUCGACCUCCGGGACAUUUGGGCCGAGGAGCCAGUUUCGUACCUGGGCACCGGUGUCUCCGGGUUCCCCAACUAUCUCACAUUCCUUGGACCAAACACGCCUAUUGCAAACGGCGCUUUCAUGGGUCCCCUGGAAGCCACAAGCGACUAUUUCAUCAGGCUGCUCCAGCGUGCGAUUCGAUACGGAGCGUCGUCGUUUGACGUCAAGCCCGAGGCUCAGGCUGACUUUGACAGCCGCGUGUGGGAGUUUAUGAAGAAGACGGUGUGGACGGGGUCAUGCCGCAGCUGGUACAAAAAGACGAGUCGUGGGAAAAUCACCGCCCUGUGGCCGGGGAGCUCGCUGCAUUAUAUGCAGGUCCUGGCGGAGGAUCGAUGGGAAGAUUAUAAUUGGACAUACAAGGGACGGAGGUACGACUACUGGGGCAACGGGUUUUCUUGGAUCGAGCAGCCAAAGAGCGACAAGUUGGGCAUCCAAGAGCGCAAAUCCAGAAACGACAUGGUGACGAUUCCCAACCUCGAUUCCGACUUGGGCUUCUACAUCACGCCCCAGGCGCCGUUGCCAGAAGAGUAG
This is a messenger RNA of Metarhizium album ARSEF 1941, 1740 nucleotides long. Its product is annotated as monooxygenase. The record is from RefSeq and is a predicted model, not a curated record. The transcript is spliced from 6 exons. Gene Ontology annotation, molecular function: NADP binding; flavin adenine dinucleotide binding; N,N-dimethylaniline monooxygenase activity. The coding region runs from base 1 to 1740 and encodes 579 amino acids. NCBI's taxonomy places the organism in Eukaryota, Fungi, Ascomycota, Sordariomycetes, Hypocreales, Clavicipitaceae.